Messenger RNA from Athalia rosae (coleseed sawfly), 8709 nucleotides. It is a transcript of the gene kat80, whose product is annotated as katanin p80 WD40 repeat-containing subunit B1. Gene Ontology annotation, biological process: microtubule depolymerization; microtubule severing. The record is from RefSeq and is a predicted model, not a curated record. The coding region runs from base 396 to 2927 and encodes 843 amino acids. The transcript is spliced from 17 exons. NCBI's taxonomy places the organism in Eukaryota, Metazoa, Arthropoda, Insecta, Hymenoptera, Athaliidae. Gene Ontology annotation, cellular component: katanin complex. Gene Ontology annotation, molecular function: microtubule binding.
UCGAACGUUUAAAAAUCGAAUGACGUCGUUCAUUUGGUCUCGAACGUCGGUUGGAAUUUCGAUACUCACUUGGUUCGGGACGGGUUAUCCACAGAUGGAAUUGUAUGUCAAGGAUUGAUAGAAAUGAGAUACAACAAACCUGUAAAUCAAGUGAUUUCCUAAAAAGACUCCAGAAAAUUGAGACGCAGGAAUUUUCUCUGUGGAUCUAGGAUAUGCCUCGGCAUUACUUGGUGCGGCAUAAAUAAUCAAAUAAAUUUAUACAACAGAUAGUUGAAAAUCGUAAAAAUGCUGGACUCCAAAUCGACGAAGAAAAAAUCUUCCUACCCAAAUCUAAGACGUCAAAUUAAUACUGUUAUUAAACAAGUCUGAACCAUUUCUUCUACACCAAACUAACAAUGGCUUCGUCAACUAAGAGAUCCUGGAAAUUGCAAGACUUUGUGGCACACACGUCAAACGUCAACUGCCUAGCCCUAGGGCAUAAAUCUGGUCGCGUUUUAGUUACUGGUGGUGACGAUAGAAAAGUAAACUUAUGGGCUGUUGGGAAGCACAAUUGUAUUAUGAGCCUUAGCGGACACGCAACUGCGAUAGAAUGUGUUCGUUUUGGUCAAACCGAGGACCUAGUUUGUGCUGGUUCACAAACUGGAGUACUGAAAAUCUGGGACCUGGAACACGCCAAACUAGCGCGGACUCUGACAGGGCAUGGAAAUGGUAUUAGAUGCAUGGAUUUUCAUCCCUAUGGAGAAUUACUUACCUCUGGAAGUCUGGACAAGGCAAUAAAGCUUUGGGACAUGCGAAGGAAAGGCUGUAUUUUCACGUACAAGGGUCACACUGAUACGGUGAAUAGUUUGAAAUUUAGCCCUGAUGGUCAGUGGAUAGCCAGUGCUGGAGCGGAAGGAAAAGUUAAGCUUUGGGAUCUGAGAGCAGGAAAGCAAUUAAGAGAGUUCUCAGAGCACAGGGGGCCAGUGACAACGGUGGAAUUUCAUCCUCAUGAAUUUCUACUGGCCAGUGGGAGCACGGAUCGUACCGUUCAUUUUUGGGACUUGGAAUCUUUUCAAUUAGUCUCAUCGACGGAGCAAGCUCAAUCUGCAGCUAUCAGAAGUUUAUACUUCAGUCAAGGUGGCGAGUGUCUCUUUGCCGGUAGCCAGGAUGUUUUAAAGAUUUAUGGCUGGGAGCCUACGCGAACACUUGACACCAUACCUACCGGUUGGGGAAAAGUCCACGACAUAGCUGUUGCACAAAAUCAGUUGAUUGGAGCAUCUUUCAAUCUCGCAAAUGUUGUUUUAUACGUUUGCGAUUUGAAAAAAGUGGCACCAUUUGGCGGAAUUCCUUCACCAGGUUCACCUUUCAAUCAUGGUAACUCCUUGAGAAAGAGUUUUUCCAAAGAAAGGCCUCCGGAAUUGAAGAAACAUAAAUUAGAUGUUAAAACGAUAGAGGAAGCCGAUAAGUCUGGUACAGAUCCUGAAGAUGAUGUUAUGAUAGCUGAAAUACCGAGUGUCACAGAUUACAGAGAUGUGUUCCAGCCAAACAGAUCUUUAUCUCGCACACCACCCCCCGAACUCGAAGCUUUUCCGGAACCUGAAGAAAUGGAUCCAACACAGCCUCAAAUACUUCAGACUUUAUCAACGUCGUUGUCAAAUUUGAGUACAAAUGAAUUAGACGAAGAACCACCUCCGAUAAUGAAGCCAGUGCCAGUUCGUGUCCAUCCAAUAAAAUCUUCUCCUCCCGUUCAACGGAAUUUAAUAACUUCUACGAGUCAAAUCAGGGCAAAUCUUCAGGCAAACAAUGCGAACAGAAAUUCUAGAAACAUUUCCACGAUUCCUCCGCUCAGGCAAAGUAUUACCCCUCUUCUUGGUAAGAAAAAUCUGGGGAGCCAACCGCUCGGCCCUCAAAGAUCAAACUCUACUCUUACCCCAAGAGUUGCUCCAAUGGCUGCCAUAUCUCCUGUCAUGGAUGACGGCAAAUUGAAGAGUAGGGCGCCUAGCCCAGACUCGCCUAAACAUUGCCUCAAACGCCAGAGUAGUUGUAAAGAAGGAGAACAAGGCUACGAAAGCGAUUAUCCUAUACAAAUAAACAACAUCAGACACAGUCCCUCUGAUCCAGCUUUGAAUCGACCAAACACCGCGCAGUCCAGGUCGACUUCAUUGCAGAGGAAUUUUUCCUCUUCCACACCUCUGUCAGCCCGGAAUGUUGCAAAAAAACAGAACAAAGCUCAAAUACAACCGAACGUAAAGGUCGAUAUAAGAGUAGCACAGCUCAGACAACCAGCGGAAGAAAAGGUUAAAGACGAAUUCGUUCCAAUGAUUGCCGACAAACCGAGCGGGUUGGAUAUGGAUGAAUUUUUACCAAACAGUUACCAGGGACGUGCUCUGGGUUAUUCGCAACUAGGCGUUCUGCCGGAGAUGUCAGAGGCUGAAGUACUGAACAGUAUGAUGCGGGGCUACGAGUCUAUGAUGACAGUACUUAAUAGUCGACAUCGUUCUCUGCAAAUAGUCUAUUCGUUAUGGCACAGUAAAGACCUCAAGGCGGCGGUAGAUUCAGCGGUGGCUAUGAACGAUUUGUCCGUUAUAGUCGAUCUUCUAGGAGUCAUUACGCUCAAACCAACAAUUUGGAACUUGGAUCUCUGCAAUUCCUUGCUCACAUCUAUUGGUGACUUACUUCAAAGCAAAUACGAAAUGUACGUGUCGGUCGGAUGUACAGCCCUGAGAUUAAUCCUACGUAAUUUUUCACCUGUAAUAAAAUCGAACGUUCAAGCACCUCUGCACACGAUCGGAGUCGAUGUAUCUCGAGAAGAAAGGUACCACAAGUGCGUGUCCUGUUAUGAGAAGUUGAUGUUGGUGAGAUCCUUUCUAUUGACGAAGCAGAACAUGCCUGGAAAAAUAGGGACGACGUUCAGAGAACUUGGGGCUCUCAUGCAAGCCCUCGAGUAAAAAAAGUCAUGGUGAUCUCUUUGUCCCUUUACAGGCUAAUUGCCCUCAACGACUCGUCGAAAACUUGCUUAUAUUAUCACGGACCAGGUGCGGCGACCGAAAAAAUCAUCUGUGAUGUUCAAGAGAAGUAUCGAUAUUCGAUAUUUGAAGAUUGAGGAGACAUAUUGGAAGAAUUAAAACUAAAAAAAACCACCAACAAAUAAAGCAAACAACAAACAGACUGUUGAUUUCAUGGUAGGCGUUCGGCAUGUAUUUACUUAAAAAGAAAAAUAUUCAAACAAAAUAGAAAUUUUCACCUCAGAAUACUCGCCUAACUUCGCGUUCGUUAUAGGUAUACGGGCCAAUUCAAAUAGCGUACAAUUACGAGGUAAGAAUUUAUUUAGGGUACAGAAUUGACCCGAAUUUGAUGAAGAGGUUUUAGUUAAGAUGCUUAAUUGAAAUUUUUUUUAAUAAUCUUAAUAUACCUUGGGUUAAAGGGAUUUUAAAUUCCAUAUGUGUUUCCACAUUUCUUUCCGUUUUAACUUAGUCUGAAUGAUCAUAUGAAUUCAACAAACCGAGCUUACUCAAAAUAUAUUGUAAAUAGACAUGUUUCCUUUUUUUUUUAAUUUUUUUUUUGUUUAUCAAAUAGCGUAUAAGUGAAAUCGUAUUUUUGCAAUGCAGUGUUCGUGCGUCCGGUUUAUACAAAUUAUUAUCAAGUAUUAAAACAAAAAUAAUAAUAAUAAUAAUAAUAACAACAACAACAAUCUGUAAUUACGAGUACUCUGUAGUAUAGUAAAAAUUUAGACCUCAAAUUAGUAAAAUUAAAAAAGUAAAAAAGUAAAAAAAAAAAAAAAAAAUACUCCAAGAGUAUAAAAUUGAUGUGAGAGAAUUUGAAAUUCGCGUCUCUUCGGAACCUUGUUGGUACAUGGUACAGCAUUGAAUAGCUCAUAAUUGAUUUUAGGUUUUCCCCUAAUAGAAAUUGACACGUUCUUUCGAUUCUCUUAUAUCUGGCCGAAACGGAGUCUAAGAAGAAAAAAAAAUGAGAAAAAAAAUAAUUAAUACACGCUGUGAAUUUGCUUAUUGAUCACGUACACAUGUAUAGUAUGCAGAUACAUGUCAUAUACCCGAGCAAGAAUAUUGGAGGAAGUUUGCUCGUUAUAUAUCAGUUUUACGAUGUCUUUUUAAAAAAGGUACAAAUACUUAUGGAUGACUUAGAUACCCGUUGCGAGUACAAUAGCUCUCUCUCACUCUCAUUUUACACGAAAUUAAAACCAAGAAAAAGCAAAAAAAAAAAAUAUUUAUGUAGAAAAAACAUGAAAAAAACAAACAAAACAAGAUGAAAAAAUUACUUCGGGCUCCGUCCAAUGUAUUUUUGUAAGCGAGAAUGUUUUAUAAGACUUUUAUAUGAUGGAAUGUCGAUAGGUUCUGUAAUAAUCUUGUGUGUAUUUACAGUAUCCACAGGGUGUCCAAAAUUCCCACAUCCCAUGCGCCCGUCUUCAGAGUCCUUUUCCCAGAGAAAUCGAAAGGAUUGUUCCCAGACACAAUUCACGACAUUUCUACUCCACGCUGUUCCUCCUACAUAUCCGUGAGUUGAAUUGUUUUAACAAUUUCUUCAUCGUUCUUUGACUUUUCAACAGAUAUUACCCGCCUUUUACUCGUUAUUCCAUAAUCUUCCUCCGAUCGAAACCAGCGAAUGAUCAUUUUUAUCAUACGCAUUCAUCAAAUUUACAGAGUUUUAAUUAGUUGCAAAUAUUUGUACGUGUGGUCGUAUUGUUGAAGAGGAAAAAGAGAAUAGAAUAAUGAAAAAAAAUUAAUAUUCACGCCCACGCACUCAUAUAAUUAUACGUGUAAGAUAUUCGUGCAUGUGAAAAAAUAAUAAUUUAUGAGUAAACUUGUUGAUAUUCGUUGUAAAGAAAUCAUACUGGCACGCGCGUUGACAGACGUAUCUAUAUAGUGCUGAGAAACAUUCUCUUUCCGUUUCUUUUUUUUGUUCGUUUGUUGUUUUUUCGUUUCAACUCUGUCUUAGAUAAUUAUUCAUGUGCAAAUUGAAGAUUCUCUUUCUCUAUAAUUUAAAAUCGGUGCCUUUUAUCGCGCUUUUUUGUUUGUAUAGAAGGUUGCGAUGUGCGUUACCUCGAGACAUGAUUAAAACAUACAAGAAGAUAAGAAUAAAUAAAUAAAGAAUUGAAUAAUAUAAAAAAAUCCUAACAAAACAUAACGUAACCAUUUUUAAUAACGAUUAUCUCGAUGAUAGCAAUGAUAAUGAUAAUAGUAAUAACAAUUACGAUGAUGAUAAUGAUAGUAAUAACAUAGUUCUACGAGCUUGCCAGUUUUAACAGUAUCGAUAUUUAUAAUACCUAUACAUUUUUAUCGUAUCACGAACAUCUUCUGACAAUAUGAUUUUGAAUGUUUUUUCCUUUUUUUGUUUGCUUGUACCGUGAUUGAUAGAAGAGAAAAAAAAUAGAAAGAAAGAAAAAGGACUGGACUUAGAUCUAUUGUAAUUUUUAUUAUAUAUAUCCUCUUUUUCCAGAGGUAUAUAUGUGAAGUCAUAUAAUAAUAUCUGUCUAAUGAACGUGUAAACUUAAUCAUUUCGAAUUCGUGUCAUAUACAGUUUAUGGUAUGUAGCUAAGAUUACGAGAUCGAAAACUGAUGCUUCUUAAUAAUUAUUAAUAUAAUAUAAAUAUAUAUACAUAAAUUACCUUUCCUGAUUGUGAUAAGUUUGAAUUUUUCUCGUAGUUAUUUUUUUUUUUUUUUUGUUUUUUUCUUGUUUUUCUCUCCCCUAAUAAUUUUAUGCUGUUAAUUCGUUGUUAUUGUACUAUAGUUAUAUAAAUAAUUAUUACCGGAAGUAAAGGAUUUUUGUGUUAAUCGCGAUUUUAAUGUGAUGAAUGAAAACUGGAUAAGAAGGAGAAUAAAAAAACCAACGUUGAUUCUUAAAUAUAUCGUAUAAUAUGCAUUAAUAUAAGAGUUAUGUAGAAUAUGCAAUUUUUGAUGCUAGAAGAGAAUGAAAGAAGAGAAAAAACAAAAAAUACAUCAUGCUAAACAAGAUUUUUUAUCAAAAAAAAAAACAAAAAAAAAACUGAUUCAACAACUUUAAUAUUUUAAUCACCUCAAGUUCUGAUUCCACACAUCCUUUUAUACUAACUAUUGAAAAAAAGUUACAUGAAAAGACUAAGUAGAUCGUUCUACAUAUGUACGGUGGGCAAUUAUAGAAUUCUUCGGUUACAUUUUUUUUUCAUGUUCAUUUAUUAUGAGCGAUUUAUUGAAUUUUCACAGUAUAUAAUACGAAUCGUAUGAUACUCGGGAUGAUAAUCGUGAAGAAGAGCUUCGACUUUUUGCUGCCCUCCCUUUUUGUCUUCUACUUUUUGUUGCAGGCAACACGCUUUGAUGCACGGAACAUCAAAAUGUAAUUUCGUCCGUGACCCGUGAACGAUUACGUUCUACGGGUAUUCGAAUAGCCGGAUUUUCUACGAUCACCUGGGAGUGAUCGAGCAUCGAUAAUCGACAUCGACGCAGACGCUGCGGCAAAUUACCCAACUUCCGGUCCACGAUCUUUACUCAAAAUUACAAAAACGAAGAGUGCUCGGGUUCAGUUCCUUUUAAAAUUAAUCAAACGAUCGAUUGUUGGCGUUUUCUUGUUUCUCUAUACUUUUUCAUUAUUUUCCUGAAAAAUACGAUAGUCUGCAAUGCAGUCAUCCGUCGAAUUCGUCAGCAUAAGCCCCGAUCGAAUUCAGUAUUCUUGUACUACAUCCUUCUAGAUUUUUCUGAGUGUUCUUUAUUCCGUGUUAUACCCUGUGCAACGUCCGUUGCAUUCUUUUUCUUCGUCUCCUUUAUCUUUAUCUUCAUUUUGUAUAGGUAUACAUAUUAUACCUUUUGUACAUAAAUAUUUUACUACAGCCCGCUCGUAUAACUCGUGUUCCGAAUGUCGGACAUGUUGCGCCUGAUCUGCGGUUUGUCUUCCGCCGACUUAAAAGAAGGGAACAAAAAAGCAGGAAAGAAUGAAAAAAAUUAAUAUAACAAAAACAAGAAAACGAAAACAAGUUACGGUGUUGCGGCUGCAAUUUUAUCGUAAUGAUAUUUAAACCGUCUGGUAAAAGUUCCUCGCUCUUUUGCUGCAGCUUGAAUACGCAUACGCAAGUCAUUUUUCUGAAUUAUUUUUUCCGUUUGAAGUACAAAAUGAACGGAAAAAAAAAUACAUAAGCUCUGAUAAGGGCGAUGAAAAUACAUAGGUAUGUAUGUGCACGUAUCAUGUACUUUAGAUUCGAUCAUUCAUCAUCCAUCACGAGUCCCUUAUUUUUUGCCUCCAUUAUUUUUCGGCAUUGGCGACAUCGUUUAUUAUAAAUACAAAAAAUACACCAUAGACAGUGAGUCAUGAGAUUCGAUGGUGAGGAAAAUGAAAAAAAAAAAAGAGGGCGUGCAUAUCUCGAUAUAGAUAUCGAUAUUGACAUCGCGACGCGUGCAAGCCUUUCGCGUAAUCUAUGUUGUUGAUUUUUUCGACGUUCUUUUUUUUUUUUCGUUCGUUCUCAAUCGAUCGGGGUUGAUAUUUUAACGUGAUAUCUUAUUUCUGAUCGCACAGAGAAGGGAGAAACACCCCGCAGAGAAAUUCAUCCGUAUCGAUACGCGCCAAUAUCGAUGGUGCAAAAGAAAAGGUAAAUGAAGCUUUCAAAAUAGUACGGACCAGGAUAGACGGACAUUGCGCGUUACGGACGCACGCAUUUAGCUAGGUACACCGUACGUGAGUACCCAUCACAUAGGUAUCCCUGGUAAUUAUUCAACUCGGUAACCACCUAUACGUUCGAGCAUAAAAUUACGGGCAUCAAUCUCAAUCCUUUUCGGAGGCGUGAAAUAUCGAGCAAAUAUUCAGGAAACCUCUGUAUAAUCCGUGAAAUAUAUCGCAACGGAUUUAAAUCGGUUAAGUAGGCUGCCGCGUGCCUCGGCGGGUUGUUUGCCAAAGGAUUACGUAUUCAUAGGACCGCUGCCAGCUAUGGCGGGACCCACGAUGCACGUACGCUCACGUGGUGGUAUACAAUGUAUGUAUAAAUUUUCAUGCGAAAAAAUAAAACCCCGUUUCAUGUAACGUACACGGUGCACAGAUUUGCUCCCGCAUCGCGCCAGAUAUCGCACGAGCCAUAGAAACGCGAUGAUAUAUUCGACAUUUUUUCAGGUGUCCCAUUGAUAGAGGAGAAAGUGGAGAAGGUUGAGGAAGAGAAGAGACGCUCAUAGACGGGGGUGGUGGUUGUUCUCCCUUGUUUCCCUUGGUGUUUGUGUUUUGACGGAGACGAGCCGGAUCCUCGUCGUCUUCUUGUCGUCACCUCGAGCGUCGAAAAUGCUGUUUUCUCACAAAACUUUGGCACAAUAACGCCGACAAUGAAGGACUACGACGCGGGCAUCGUUUCUCUUCAGACGUUAGAGAGGAUUACCUGUGUGCAGGACGUAAUCCCUUUACACAUAUACCUAGGAGGUAUACCUGAGAAUAAACACGACUCUUGUAAGGCGACGAUUUGAAGAAGAAUAUUCACGUUGCAACGCGAGGAAAUUCCGUAAUAAAGGGUCGCAUGGAAAUCUGGAGGGUGAUUAAUGACGACUAAUACUUUUGGUGAUUUACGUAUAGAGAGGGGGGGAGGGAAGAAAGACGCGACGUUUCGACAACCGGGACACAAUGAGGGAGACAUCGUUUGUUGUACGUAGACUGCAGGUGGAGAUCGCGUUAUGAGGAAUCGCAGAAGUUGCACUCGUGUGACGAAAAUUCUUCCCGCGGGGCGAAGAAUCAAAUGCCCCGCGGAGGAUGAAGAGGAAAAAAGAAGAAGAA